Molecule: messenger RNA, 7557 nt
Organism: Plasmodium gonderi
Lineage: Eukaryota; Apicomplexa; Aconoidasida; Haemosporida; Plasmodiidae
Exons: 1
Coding region: 1-7557 (2518 amino acids)
Biological process (GO): proteasomal ubiquitin-independent protein catabolic process
Cellular component (GO): nucleus; cytosol
Molecular function (GO): peptidase activator activity; proteasome binding
Source: RefSeq, a predicted model, not a curated record
AUGCUGGACACGUUCAGGGAAUUAAACGAUUAUAGCAACUUUUUGCCGAAAAAAAUUAAGGAAAAUGUGAAUAAAGAAAAAUACCAAAUUUUGCACGAAAUUAAAAAGAUCGUUACUGUUAAAAAAAACAAUUCGUACAACAUUACCCUAGUAAUAAAGUUGUGCAACACAUAUGAAACUAUCAAUACAACGAAGCACAAAUCCUUUCAUUUCUACAUUUUUAUGAUAAAAUAUUUAUGGUAUUCUUUGCAAAAUAAGAACAUCAGUCCAAACUUAAAAUCGUACAUUUGCCAAAACAUAUCAAAUAUCCUAGAUAAUAUCAAAAGUCACAUUUUGGACGAUUACUUUUUUGAAUAUGAUAGAGAACUGAUAUUGAAAAAUGAAGAGGUCAGUAGUAUUAGCAAUGUUGAUAUACUAAGCGAUGUUCCAUAUGAUGAUGGAAAUAGUAGUGAUAUAACGAAUAACUCCUAUGCAGAUAUUAGUGAUCAUUAUUAUGAUGAAUAUAAAUGUACAAAUGAGGAACGAAGUGAUGUUGAUAGUACUACUAUAAAUGAAAAUAAAUUACACAUAUCUGGAGAUCAAUACUAUAUAUCAGUUAAUGGAAUAUACGAUAAGGUGGAAGAGAACAAUGAUCCAUUUCUUAAUGAAGAAAUUAUAAUUAAUGGAAAGAAUGAAAGUUUUCGAUUAUACAUUCAAAAGCGUAUAUUUAAUAUUAUUGAUUAUAAAUAUUUGUUUAAUUUAUUUUAUGAUUAUGUUAGUAAUAAUACGAGAAAACAAGGUGAAUAUAGUCAUAAUGCAUACAAAAAUUUCAUUACAUCAGUUAUCAAUUUGUUAGCAAUGCUUAGGCCCUUUUGUUAUUACAACAUUGAUGUACAUAAUUUAUUAUUCGAUUUCUCUUUAAAUAAUAUGUUUUCCAUAAAAUAUGAAGAAUAUAUAGACAAGAGGGAGGAUUAUUUUAUAAAGCCAUUCAGUCUUUUGUAUAGCAAUAAAGAUAAUGGUGAAAACAACAAUAAUGGCAAUGAUAAGGAUAAUGAAUCUUCUCCUUUUUGCAUAAAUAAAGAACUAAACAAGAGGGCCCCACCUGGAAUGACAACAGAAGGUGGUAGUUGCGAAAAGAGUAAAUCAGAUGAUGGUACAGACACACGCAUGGGAAAUAUGAGAAAUUUUGACGAAAGUGUUAUGCAACAUAUAGACUUAUCCAUAUAUCCUAUUGAGAAGCUAGAAUUGUGCACAAGAUAUAAUACUGUAUUUUUAAAUUUUUUAAUGUUAAGUCAGCUAGGUUCAGAUGAUUUAUGCUUUAAGUUAAUAAAAUAUGAAAAAGUUCUUUACUUGUAUAAAAAGUUAAAAAGGUACAAUUGGCAUAGUAUCAACUAUGCAUUUGUUAGAAUUGUGUAUAAAGGAUUAAAAUAUGCAUAUAUGUAUAAUAUAAAUUUGCAGAAACAGAUGAAAGAGAUACUAAGUCUUCUCUUUUUUUUGUUCAUAUAUUAUAUAAAAUUACCUUGUAAUGCUCAACUGAAUUCUGCCAAAAAAUACAUCCCUGAGGAUUACAAUUUAUUAAUUAACGACGAUGACAGUGUUGUGAAAACGAUUUCGAAAACGUUCGUUUUUUUACUGAAUAAAAUGUAUCGAAAGGAGAGCGAAUAUCCAACGGAAGAAAAAAGUAGGGAAAAGGAAAAACAAAAAAAAGAGGAAUUAUUGCAACAGUUUCUUGCCAUUUUAAAUGACAAAAAUUUUAAUUUAAGCAACUUUGAUGAAGUAGAAAUUGAAGAAAACCAAGUCGAUUCUGAAGGAGGAGAGAAAAAAAUAUAUAUAUCAUCCCUCUUUCAAAACCUAGACACACACGAAUUUUUUAACAUUAUUACUUGUCUCUUUAUGCCACACAUACAUCCGUCCAGCGUGGGGAAGCAUUUAGGGAAUAUUAGUUUGUUUAUAAACACUUUUCUCUUUUGUUUUAUUAGAAAGUUUAAGAGAGAAUGCAUGUACAUGAAACGGAUGAACGGGAGGAAGCAGUGGGGAAACGGAUGCAGUGGAGGAGGUAUAAGUAGUGAAAAUCUCAGUGGAGGAGAUAUAAGUAGUGAAAAUCUCAGUGGAGGAGAUAUAAGUAGUGAAAAUCUCAGUGGAGGAGAUAUAAGUAGUGAAAAUCUCAGUGGAGGAGAUAUAAGUAGUGAAAAUCUCAGUGGAGGAGGUAUAAGUAGAGAAAAUCUCAGUGGAGGAAACAUAAGCACAGGAAGAAAAUGUAAUCACCAUGAACAGCAAGGAGUGAAUACAAAAAUGAAUGACUACAUAACGAAUUACUUUAUCUCAGAGGAAGACAAAAAAUUCGUUAUCGAAAAGUUUACGCAAUUAGCGAUGCAAGGAAUGUUCCCCAAAAGCAGCAAAGGCGUUAGCCUCUUCGAAAAUAUUUUAAAGCACAUAUGCGUGGUUGAUAUAAAUUGCUUAGAUAUUUUUGUUAAGAAAAUUAUGGAAUGCCUUAUUAAUGUGAAUAUAUCGACGCAAAUUUGUAACUGCCUUUUGUCUCUAUGUCUAAUAUUACCAUUGUUGAUCAGAUACAAGGCAAAUCACUUAAAAGAUUUACUACCCGUUAUGAACAUGGGUAUUGAUAUAUGUGAUGUGUAUAAAAGUUUCACGAUAUUUUCUUUUUUAAGUAUCCUAUUUUCAUACAUUUGUAUUGUAAAAAUUGAUAGCGUGAUAAGCGAAUCCGAUAUGCAAAUGACCAUAAGAGAAUAUAAACAAUUUAUGAACAUAGAAGGAAACCAAUUAUACACAUUGAAUUCACUGAAUGAUGAACAAAUCGAAGAAGUUAUGAAAGAGCGGAAGGAACUAGUUGACUAUCUUUGCUAUUGGAUUCAUGAAUUUUUUGAUAAAAUCCUUUAUUUUAUGAAAUUUACAAAAAAUGAAAAAAGUAAAGACACAAAAAAAUUAAAUGGGGAAAAGAAAGAAAACAAAGUAGGAAAUGAUGUCUAUUCUGGAUUGAAGACGACAAUCAUAUCUUUGUUUAUUCAUUUAGACCACGAAAUUGUGUAUGAACUUUGUCAUAAAUUUUUAAAUAACAUAGAACAGGAAAACGCAAAAUCCUUAUCCAUAAUUCCGUAUGCUUUUGGUCUAGUGAAUAAUAAAAAAAUUUACGACACACUUUUUAACUCGUUUUACAGAAAGUUAAUCACAAAAAAGAAGAAAAAAAGAUUAGUUUCGGAAAGAACAAAUGCUGCAGAUGCUGGAUCUUCAUCGAGUGCUACUACUACCCCACACGAGGAAGAGGAAUAUUUCGUUUACACCAAAAAUGAGUAUGCAAAUGAAGAUACGGUGAAAUGCUAUUUACAGUUUUUAUCCAGCCUAAUUAGAAAAGCAAACGAUGAUUUUUUAAAUUUGGAAGAUUUAUAUAAAUUAAUUGAAAUAUACAUCAUUGAAGAUAACACUAGUACUUUUAAAUAUAUAUGCAAAAUUAUGUACAGAUUUUUAGAAAUGAACUUUAGCUUAUCUGUGAAGGAAUAUUCUUGUUUUAAGAUACAAGAAAAUAUGAAUACACGAGAAAAAAUUCGUACUCUUGCGGGAUGGGGUAUUCCAUGGUAUAUCUUGAAUAACACCAAAAAGGAGGGAAAUGAAACCAACCAGCAGAAAUUAGAUAAACAUAAGACAAGCAGUAAUAGUGGAAAUGUUGUUAAAGAGGAUACAAAUUGUGUUUUUAUGGAGAAGGAAUGUAUGGAAAAACGUUACAUAAGACAAGUAUUAAAUGCUGAAGAAUUAGUAAAAUGGAAAACUCCAUCACAAGAAAAUGUAAAAAUAGGGAAGAAUUUUACGUACUUUCUUUUAGAUUAUUUAAUAGAUCUACUAAUUCAGUGUGAUAUCCCAAUUUAUACUUCUAAUUUGUUAAAAUAUAUAGAAAAGAGAAAAUUAAGAGAAAAAAAAAUAAAUUGGAAAUUCCCGUUAAAUCAUUCUAAUAUGAUGUCUAGAACUUAUAAAUUAAUUAAAUGUAUUAUUAAACCACUUAGCUGUAUAUAUCCUGAUGAAAGAUAUAAUUAUAAUAAUCUUCUAACCAAAUGCCAUGUGGUGAAUACAAAAAUCUCCUUUUAUUUAUAUGUUUACAUGAGUGAAAUUAUUGUAACAUUAUCAUUACAUGUGCUAAAGAUACCAAAGCACAUUUUGAACAUGUAUGCAUAUACUCACUAUAACAGAAACGAUGAAAAAAAUGAACAUAGGGAAACCAUGAAUUCUGUAAAUAGUGAAAAUAGUGUUAAUGAUAUGCACACAAAACAGGUGAUAAUUGAUAUGAAUGAAGAGAAAAAAUUAAAAGAUGAUUUCUUCACAAAUGUCAUUAAUAAGAGAGAAAAGACCAUCAAAGCAGAUGCAAAGAUUCAAAGGAAAAUUGUUAAAUGUAUACACUUUUUACUUUUAAAAUGUAAUGAAAAUGCCAAUAUGACCAUAUAUAAUGAAUAUAUUAAUAGCGUACUUUCAUUUACAUACAAUAUGUAUCCAUAUAGCUAUAACUAUGAUAUUGUUAAAAGUCAAUACAUUAAUAAUAUAUUCUAUUUGUAUAAUGAAAGAUUAAAACAUAGGAAAAAAAAUUAUUCCUUCAAAGGUUAUCGUGAACAGUUGUGUAACAUUCUAUUUUUCAUAAACUUGUCCAUUUAUUCCCAAGUCCGAUCUUAUGCACAGAGCACAUUAAAACUUAUUCUUCCCACCUUUAAAAUUAUUAAAAUUCCAUAUCUCAAAAUUUGCUCAUUUUAUCUGAAGAAUUACAUUAAGCUGUAUAUAUCCAUACGAAAAGAGAAAAAUAAAGAUAAAAAUAAUAAUGCACAAAUGAUAGAAAAUUCCCAGGUUGGAGGAAUUACAAACAACUCAGAAUCUAAGAAUGGUAAUGAUAUGAUUCAAACUAGCCAUGAAAGCAUAAGCGAAGUGAUUAACGAAGGAAACAACGAGAAAAAUGAUAUCCUAAGUGAGAAUGGAAGUAUAAGUAAGAUGAGUAGUCUGAAAAAUUUCGGAGAACUUAACAAUCAUGACUAUUUCGAGAACAAAUGUUUAAGUUGCUUCAAUGGAAUACUCAUAAAUAUAACAAACAAUUCUGGGCUGGUAAAGAAAAUAAGUGGGGAUAUAUACCUAUUGAAAAAGUACAUCAAAAUUAUCAUAAAUAUUUUAAGAUUGGAAAUUCAGAAAGAUGAAAUAACUUUAAAGUGCAUGAAGUUAGUGUAUGCCAUUAUUAAUAAUAGAUUUGUAAAAAAUAGUGAAGUAGGAGUAUCAUCAUCUGGUGAAGAUAAAAGGAAAAAAAAAAGUAUGAAUGAAUUCUUUUUGUUUUUGAAAGGGGAAAGUGAAAAAAAAAAUAACGUCUACAUACAAGUCAUCAUCUUAUCAUUUCUGAUAUGUUAUGAUAAUUUUGUAAUAUUGAAUCAUAAUGAGUUUUACUUUAACUACUUGCUAGAAAAUUUAAGUAUAAAAAAAAACGUACAUGUGUAUAACUUAGCUUUUUAUGGAUUUAUCAAAUUUUUAAAAUAUUUCAGUAUGAAUAAAGACAAGGGUAUCAUACCAGCACAUAUAACAAAUGUAUUCAAAUGUAUAAAUGUGUAUAACAAAUUUGCAGAAGUUUGUAUAUACAAAAAUAUGAAGAGCAAGAAAAAAAGUAAUAGCAUAAAUGCCAUUAUCGUGAACUUGUCCAAAAUUCAAAAAUCCUUUAAUGGGUUUUCCCACAUUAGUGAAACACACGUGAAGGAUUUUUUCUACUACUAUGAGUUUUUCAAAUUUUUGGUUAAUAUGCAGAAUGAAUUUAACGAGAACCAAGGAGAAGUAGAUGCAACGGGAGUUGUAAGUUCAGAUGUGAAUCCAGUGGUGAAUACACUAGAAUCAGCGCAGAAGUCAGACAGGGAGAAGAACCCCGAUGAAGGGAAAGAUGUAGAACCUGUAAGUAGUGAACUGAGCGAUAAAUGCGACCAAGAGAAUAACAACAAUUUUAAAUUUAUUGGAAAAGUAAUUCAUAUAUUGAAGAACCUACAAAAAGACGUACAUGCCGAUAAUGAAUAUAAAUCUACUUUCAUAUCUCUAAUUUGCCCUUUGCUUUUUGCUUUGAGAAAAUUAAAAAAAAAGGGAGAAGCAGAUGCAAUUUUCGAAAAGGUCAUAUCAUUAUUAGUAAAAGAAAUAGCAGUUGUAAAUAUGGAAGUAUUCAACAUAUGGAUAUAUUAUUUUCAUUUGCUUUUUAUCAAUAUAAAAAAAAAGUACAUUCAUAUAUAUGACAAAUUAUUUAAAUUUUGUUUAUGUUUUAAUUUUCAAGAUACGUCGAAUUUAAUUUUUAAGAAAAAAACACAGUUAUUAAAUAUUAUGCUUAUAUACAGUAUUCAUAAAAAUAUUAACCUCUUGGACAAUAAUAUAAUGGAGUUUUUAAAAUUAAUAGAUAAUGAUAAUAUAACAGUUAGGCAAGUUGUUGGAGACCUUAUAGCUUACUUAUUAUAUGUACUACAUGAUAAUAGAUAUUAUUUUCAUUUGAAAUGUAUGUACAUGAAAAUAUUAUUAUAUUUAUACAAAACUUCAUGUGAUGUUAUUGAAUAUUUACAAGGCCAGGAAAUGUUGUCAAAACAGUCAAAAUUUAUAUACGCACUGGAAACCUUAGCAUAUAUCACCAUAACAAUUUUUUCAAUUAGAAGUAUGUAUGUGCUAAAUAAUAUAGGUAUUUUAUUUUUGAAGAUGUUUAUUUUGUCCUUUCAAUUGAUAGAUAAUUUUAUCAAUGGAAUGAUCAAUAAGGCCAUCAAUUGUUUCAUGUGUCCUUCAUUAUAUUUAUUUAAGUUUGAAAAAAUAUGUUAUGAGAAUUGGGAACAGGGAAUAUGUGAAAAAACUGGAUCAAGUGAACAAAUUGGGAAAGGGAAGACAAUCAUAAGUAGUGAUAUGAACCACAAUAUUGGAACGCCUGAAUUGAUCAGAAACUUUGAUUUACUAUUGAAGGAAAAUAUGGGAAACUUAUUUAUACGAAAAAUAAGUGAUUUAUUAAAUAAAAAUAAUUGGAAAAUUCGGAAUUGUGCGUUGCAAUUUUGUUUUUAUUUUCAUGCAUAUUACUGCGUAUUUUUUUACGAUCGAAAGGAAAAUACCUUCCUUCUAAAUGUAUUCAUAUCAUUACUAGUUGAUAAUUAUAUUGAGAUUCAAAAUUUAUCACGUGGUAUUUUAUCAUCUGUUCUCUGCUUUUAUGAUAGUCAAACAGUACAGCAAAUAUCUCGUUAUUUUUUAACCGUGGCAAAUCAAAAAAAUACUGUCCCAUUAGUAUCCCAUCCAAAUGCGAAUGAAGAAAUUAAUAAUGGCAACAAAAUUAUGGAAAGAAAAAAAACAGCUGCUAUAUAUGCCCUUAUCAGUGUUGUUAAUUCAUAUCCCAAUCAUGUACCUGAAUGGCUCCCAGACAUUUUGAUAAGUGUAGCUAAAAUGUCCAAUAACAAGGUGCAUAUCAUAAAAAAGGAAAUAGAAAAAUGUAUUCAGAACUUUUUGAGAACACAUAAAGACGAAUGGGAAUACAAAUAUAAGUUGGUUUUCACUGAAGAUCAGUUGAACACUUUGGACAUGUACAAGGGUGGAUUGAAUUAUUUCACGUGA